UCCACGGCUAUUAUCCCCUCUUCAGCCAACAACAUCCACAGAGCCUACAAACAAAGCCUUGCGCGACCGACGCUACUUCCGCCGCAGCCUCGCAACAGCUGCCUCUAAACAAACGCCCACGCCAUGGGAAACGUGGAAAGUUGUCAAUUUGCAGACGCGCUCUCGCAAGUAUGUCAAAGAAAAAGCGGGGAUAUUUCCGUUGACCGACUCCUGGCCCCGGAGUUUCUUGAAGCUUUAGAGGAAUUCCUCAAGCAUAUCAAAUCGAAUUGGGACAAGUUUCCCUCUUCCGUGGCCGAUAUCGUCAAGGACAAGUUGUUACCCCGCUUCGAUCCAAAAGAAGAUCCAAAAGGAGAUCCUGAGGCAUGGGUGCAUCAACAGAUCGUUCGCGAGCCUGCUGACGAUUUUCCGAACCACCUCUACGACCAUCUCGUAUCGCUCCGAAAAUCCAAAAUUACAUUUGAGGUUGCCAAAAGAAACGUGUUGCUCAUCGCCUUUAGCAACCUCCAAAUACAGCGCGACUCUGGUCCUGACCGGGGCGCGCUGUCAAAGUACCUCAUCACAGUCAAGGAAAAGAACUCCGAACAGGAAAUCCGGAAGAUCAGAAACAACUGCAACGAUUUCACAACGGCAGGUCGCCGGUUGCAAUCCUGGCUGGGUAAUCUGGGGGGCUCUGGAGCACUCAUUUGCGGCCUAUACAUAGCCAUGUCGACGGAACAGUCUGCUGAAAAACUUGCUGAGUUGGUCGUUCAGAAUAGUUUAGAGCGAUGCGGAAGGCUAGUUGAUGCUCUACUAAAGUCAUACGAAACGGAGGCUCGUGUCUGGGUAAACAGUCAGACACCACCUGGGCGCAAGCGCAAACGAGAAAUCUCAGCCGCACUGCCACAGUCUUCGCCACGCACUGCAAUUGCGGAUUAUCGACAAACCACAUCCCCACUGAUGACGGCAGACAAUACGCUGCAGCACGUUGACAACACCCUACAUCUUCCGAUCCGGGGUCACUCUGAGGUCUUAGAUCACAGCCCUCGGGCGUUUCCGGCUGAGGCAAGCUAUCCAGCAGCUGCGCAAGAUACAGGAGACCCCUGUGAUUCGUCCGCGGCCCCGCUGGAACUCAUCAGCACGCCAGUCCUUGAGGCAGGCGAUGAGGAGCUUGUGGGUAAUGUCAGUGAAGUACCUUCCCUGGAGCCUGUAUCCGUGUCCAACGCGAUCGUGCUGGUGGAGGGUAACAGAUCGUACCGAGAUGCUCCCGUAAUCAUUCAGCAGCUACAAGCAACAUGUCGGAUCGUAUCUUUCCGCGAGUACUCCGGCACUGGCCAGCGGUUCAUCAACGGCACUAUCGACGGUCAGGAAGUGGAAUGCACCAGUUUCCAAUAGUGGAGUUCCUGUUGGAUGCAGGAGCAGCGGUCGACGACGAAACCUAUGAUCACGUAUGGGAUUUUACUUUUCGCCAAAAAUGCACCGAUCAACAAUGGAUAGCUCUGAGUCGCAUCAGACGCAGUAAGGGAAGAAAUUGGAUCGGUGACCAAAACUUUCCCUUGAUACACUUGAUUGUAUUUGGUAUAAGCUCAAA
Messenger RNA from Colletotrichum godetiae, 1567 nucleotides. RefSeq lists its product as uncharacterized. The coding region runs from base 124 to 1371 and encodes 415 amino acids. The transcript has 5 exons. The record is from RefSeq and is a predicted model, not a curated record. NCBI's taxonomy places the organism in Eukaryota, Fungi, Ascomycota, Sordariomycetes, Glomerellales, Glomerellaceae.